AGUGUUAUCAGUUAUUUUUGUAGUAUAAUUGUAUAGUGUAACCUUAAUCGCCUUUGGAUCGCCAGCGUUAGAUUUUUGUAUCAUAAACAAACCUUAAACUAACUGUAUAUGUAUAAACAUUUAGAUACAUAUGUUGAAUAUUGUGAUUUGUGUACCUAAUUAUAAUUGCCAUAUUUUUAUUGAAAGUGAACAAUUUUGAUAAUAAUACUUAAUCAUCAACACUCAGUAGAUUUCUCCAAACAUAAACGAUUUCUACCGAAGCCAUAAUGGCGGCUAUGGUAUUACCCGAACUAUUUGCACAACAAACACAGUUCUUUAUUCAUAAUACAAAACUACUGUUAUCCAAACACAAACAUGUUAUAAAUUGGAGAAAAAGUCCGUCUAUUUUAGAGUUUGGUUUCGCAGAUGGAAGUAACUCCAAGAAUUGUUUACAACCCAUAAUUCCUCCAGACUAUAAAGAAUUUAUAGGUGCCGAUGUUUCCAAACCUAUGGUUGAUUAUGCAAGAAAACAUGUUGCAUUACCACGAUCAAAUUUUUGUCAGUUAGACAUUGCUACAAAGAGUGUUCCUAACGAGUUAAAAGAUAGAUUUGAUCAUAUAUUUAGUUUCUUUACUAUCCAUAUGAUAAAGUCUCCCAGGCUAGCGUUUCAAAACAUCCACAGAAUGUUAAAAAAAGGAGGACAAACUUUUCAUAUAUUAUACGAACGCAUACCAGCUGAUGCAGUUUUUCAAAAACUAAGUCAGCAUCCAAGAUGUGGAAAAUGUAACCAAGAACUGAUGAUAUCUCCCUACUUUGAAAAGGAAAAUCCAAGACAUCAAUAUGAGAAGGAUUUAAAAGAGGCUGGAUUUCCCGAGUUUUAUUUCCAAGAGCACAGAAAUUUGACAUAUACUUUUCCAAACGAAAAAUCUCUUAAAGAUCUGUUUAUUUCUAUAAAUGCAACCUUACCGUAUGUACCUGAAAGCGAAGUUGAAGAAUACAAGAAGGAUUAUCUAGAUAUAGUAAGACAACGUAUGAAGCGUGCUGCAGAAGAAAAAGUCAUUCCCAAUGAUCUUACAGCUAAAUAUACUUUAUUUGUAAUAUCUGCACACAAACAAUAAAUACAUUAUUUUAAAA
Diabrotica virgifera virgifera (western corn rootworm) is the source of this 1113-nucleotide messenger RNA. Its product is annotated as juvenile hormone acid O-methyltransferase-like. The record is from RefSeq and is a predicted model, not a curated record. The coding region runs from base 267 to 1097 and encodes 276 amino acids. Gene Ontology annotation, molecular function: S-adenosylmethionine-dependent methyltransferase activity. The transcript has 4 exons. Lineage: Eukaryota; Metazoa; Arthropoda; Insecta; Coleoptera; Chrysomelidae.